This is a messenger RNA of Poecile atricapillus (Black-capped chickadee), 3789 nucleotides long. It is a transcript of the gene COL13A1, whose product is annotated as collagen type XIII alpha 1 chain. NCBI's taxonomy places the organism in Eukaryota, Metazoa, Chordata, Aves, Passeriformes, Paridae. The transcript is spliced from 39 exons. The coding region runs from base 21 to 1889 and encodes 622 amino acids. The record is from RefSeq and is a predicted model, not a curated record.
CGCCUGGGGACAAAGGUGCGAUGGGAAUCCCUGGGCGGCCGGGACUAAAAGGGCAAUCCGGAGAGAAGGGUGCUCCAGGAGAAGCUGGCAUGUCUAUCAUCGGGCCCCGUGGUCCACCCGGACAGCCUGGAACAAGAGGUUUUCCUGGAUUCCCGGGCCCUAUUGGCUUGGAUGGCAAACCGGGCCAUCCUGGACAGAAGGGAGAGAUGGGUGCUGCAGGUCCCAGGGGACAACCUGGACCCCCAGGACAAAAAGGAGAGAAGGGUCAGUGUGCAGAGUACCCGCACAGGGAAUACCUAAGUACCACACUUGCAGCCCUGCGCUCUAACCAGAUCCUUACGCUGAAGGGUGAACAAGGACAAGCGGGGAUCCAAGGUCCCCCAGGGCCCCCUGGUCCGCCAGGGCCUGCUGGACCAGCCGGACCCGAAGGAAUCCCAGGACGUCCUGGGCCAAUUGGACCCCCUGGCAGAGCGGGAGAACCUGGAAAACCUGGCAGAGAUGGAAAGGGCUUACCUGGGCCUCCUGGACCAAAGGGAGACGCUGGGAUUCAGGGAUACCCUGGCAGAAAGGGUGCUCCUGGGAUGGCCGCCGCAGGGAUGAAGGGCGAGCCUGGGACUCCAGGAGAAAAGGGAGAUUCUGGAGUCCCAGGGAGGAUGGGCCCCCCAGGUUUGCCAGGGAAGAGGGGGCAGCGGGGUGAGAAGGGACGAGCUGGUGACCCUGGGCUUCCUGGACUCCCUGGCCCAAAGGGAGAGAAGGGAAUUGCUGAGAAUGCUUUGGUGGGAGCUAAAGGAGAACCUGGCCCUCCAGGUCUGCCUGGACCCCCUGGACCAAAGGGAGAAGCUGGUGAUGUUGGUCAGCCUGGUGCUGCAGGAUCACAGGGAGAAAAGGGGGAACGUGGUUCACCGGGAGACCAGGGACCCAUGGGCCCCAGGGGCCCCAAAGGAGAGCCUGGGAAGGAUGAAAUGAUGGACUAUGAUGGGAACAUCAGUGAAGCUCUCCAGGAAAUACGAACUUUGGCCUUGAUGGGACCCCCAGGACGUCCAGGUGUGGCUGGACCUCCAGGGCCACCAGGACAGAAGGGUGAAAUUGGCUUGCCAGGUCCUCCAGGCCAUGAUGGAGAAAAGGGACCACGUGGCAAGCCUGGAGAAAUGGGCCCCCCUGGCCCUCAUGGGCUGCCAGGAAAGGAUGGACCUCCUGGAAUAAAGGGAGAGCCAGGCCACGUCGGGGUCAGAGGAGAAAAGGGCGAUAAGGGAGAGCCAGGACAAGCAGGCUCACCGGGUCUAGAUGGCCCCACUGGAGAGAAAGGCGAACGAGGUGACCAAGGGAUACCAGGACCAUCAGGAUUGCCAGGGCCCAUUGGACUUCCAGGAUUGACAGGAGAGAAGGGUGAGCCUGGGGAGCGUGGAGACAAAGGAAAUCCAGGAGAAUCGAUAUCUGGACCCCCUGGACCCCAAGGCCCUCCAGGACCUCCGGGUCUUCAGGGAAUUCCCGGACCCAAGGGGGAAGCAGGGAUUGAUGGAGUGAAAGGAGAGAAGGGUGCCCAGGGUGAAAAAGGAGACAGAGGGCCACUGGGAUUACCCGGUGCUUCAGGUUUAGACGGCAGGCCUGGACCACCGGGUAUUCCAGGACCAGUUGGGGUUUCGGGACCAGCAGGACCAAAAGGAGAAAGGGGCAGUAAAGGAGAUCCUGGAGUUGCAGGACCAAUGGGGCCAGCAGGGCUUCCUGGUUUACAAGGUCUACCUGGUGAGAAGGGAGUCCGGGGGGAGAGGGGCAAGAAAGGCUCUAGAGGGUCUAAAGGGGAUAAGGGAGACCAAGGAGCACCUGGAUUAGAUGCACCCUGUCCGUUGGGGGAAGAUGGCCUUCCAGUUCAAGGCUGCUGGAAUAAGUGAUGAUUCUAACCCUGGACUGACCUGUGUGUGUUACUGUACAUAGAAUAUUUAUUUUUAUAUGGUGUUCUUCUCUGAAAUGCCAAAAGUUAAACAUUUUUACAAAUUAUCAAAAAUGGCAUAUUUUUUUUGUACAGAAAAUACUAGAUCUCCCUUUUUCCCCAUUUGUCAGUUCUCUGUAUGAUUCUAUGUCUGCAUUAUGCUUAUUUUGUCAUGGAGUACAGCUGUAAUAUUUACAUGGUAUUUGUGCACACAUGAUGAAUAUAGGAGCUUAAUAAAUUAUUGCAUUAAAAGUGCCCAAAGGAACUGCCCUGUAUAGAUUUAAAGGUCAUUUUCAUUUUUCAAGCUGGAUCAUUCAAGAAUAUUUCAAAAUAUUAUGUAUUUUUUAUUAAAGUGAAAUAUUAACACUUCUGUUGUGAUGAAUUAAAGUGUUGCUGAAAAACCUCGUAGUAGUCCCCGUGCGCUGGGAAUGUAGGGACACCAUAAUCUAUAAUUAUCCCCCCAUGAACUGGAAUAACCCUCAUGAAAACGAGCCCUGGUUAGCAAGAAAUUCUAAUCCCUUUCUAAAUUGCAGGCCUUCAAGCAGCUUAAUUAAAGCCUUAUUUAAAAUUAAGCAUAACGCAGCAUACCUUGAUACCCUAACAAAUGUGUGUUUGUGAAAUCAAUCCACGUGGCUUUUAAAAAUGUUUACCGAAGGUGGCAUGCGAAUUUGCAGAGUGUAUAAUUAUAAUUUGCAUAUGCACAUCUUAAUUAUCCUUCCUGACCUACCUUUAUUGAUGUCUCAAGUCUAAACUACCCAGAGAGGAAAACACCACCAGGCUAAAGUGAACAUAACAGCGUGCUUUGCUUAGAAAAUGAGGGGGAAAGUGGAAGGCUAAAUCUGUUCUCUGAGAGAUGUCCACUUGCCUUGGCCCUUCACAUAGUGGGCAAAGGCAGUGGGCAAAGCAGGAGCCUCAGGGGGAAGCUGCCAGUAUUUAAUGGUCCCAAAGGAGAAACAGCAGUGCUGAUUUAUUAGUGAGAUUGAUCCACUGAAGUCCUGCUCUUUGCCGCCACAACAGGAAUUUGGCUCCUCCUGGCUACAGCUGUGCCAGUGGAAGGGGUCACCACUGUGAUUCUCCCUGUACUCAACUAUUCAUCUGUUCACAAACUAUUAAUUGGUUAUUUUUCUAGAUGAUUCCAUGCAGCUUCUUAGCACCAUCAUCAUAAAGUGACAGAGAAGGGACGUAGUUCCCUCGUACACAGUCUUGCUGGGCACUGCCCAAGGAACCCAGCCCGGGCUCUGACUGCUGCAAUCCAUCUGUCACCUCACACUUUCAGAAAUUUAUUGAAUUUCAUCUAAAACCAGUGAGGUUUCCACUGUCCUGUGUCCUUUCCCUCCCUGCCCUGCAGGCUGUUCCGACUCCAGUGCUCUCACAGUUAGGAAACUCCUUGUGACUCUUUCAACCUAAACUAAUUCAUGAUAUUUACAACCAUUUGUUCUCAUGCCAACAUUGUCCUUGGGAUGAAACAUUUUUACCCGUGAUGUUUUCAUGAGAUGCUCGGCGUACUGGAGCGGAAACGGCACAGAAAGAAAAUGAACCACAGAGCACUGAGGGAUUCUCGCUGGUUUUCUCACUAAUAGAUGUUGUUAAUAAAAGCCUCAGCUCCCUGUUAAAAGGCUUUGCAGCUGUGAAGCUGAGCUAAUUGGAACAGCUAAUGUUCCAAUUGUGUUUCAAUUGCACACCUGUUAAAGCAGUUACUUUAAGUUACCAAAGCCAGGUGUACUCCUGCUUUGGGUUUGGAAGGUUGUAGUAAUAUGUUCUGCUCUGAUCUUGAAGCAUUCAGCUUCAAGGUAGGAUGUCUGAAUGCUUCAGUCCCUUCUAAGAAUCCUGGCUAUUCUUAAUCCUUAAAAUCACAGAGAUCC